AUGCAAAGUUCUAAUCUAGCUUCUAGUUUUUCAAUUUUGCGAUACUUAGCGAUAACUUCAGUAGAAUCGUAUCCUAAUGGAGGUUUUCGUCGAGGGGGUUUUAAUAGAUUCGGUAAUCAGUUUGGUGGCGGAUUUGGUGUUGGCAAAGGAAGAGGAUCUGGUAGUGGCUACGGUGCCGGCUUUGGCGGUGGAUAUGGAGGUGGCCAAGGUGGUGGAGGUGGUGCUGGAUUUGGUGGAUAUGGAGAUGGCCAAGGAGGAGGAUCUGGUAGUGGAUUCGGUGCCGGCUUUGGUGGUGGAUAUGGAGGUGGCAGUGGUGCUGGAUUUGGAGCUGGUUUUGGUGCUGGAGGUAAUGGAUUUGAAGGUGGAUUUGGGAACAACAACAUUGGAAAUAGAAAAUAUUAA
This is a messenger RNA of Limulus polyphemus (Atlantic horseshoe crab), 402 nucleotides long. RefSeq names its product glycine-rich cell wall structural protein 1.8-like. The transcript has 2 exons. The record is from RefSeq and is a predicted model, not a curated record. NCBI's taxonomy places the organism in Eukaryota, Metazoa, Arthropoda, Merostomata, Xiphosura, Limulidae. The coding region runs from base 1 to 402 and encodes 133 amino acids.